Molecule: messenger RNA, 801 nt
Organism: Penicillium psychrosexuale
Lineage: Eukaryota; Fungi; Ascomycota; Eurotiomycetes; Eurotiales; Aspergillaceae
Exons: 1
Coding region: 1-801 (266 amino acids)
Source: RefSeq, a predicted model, not a curated record
AUGGACGCCCAAGCCUACCUAAUCAAGCACGGCUGGUCCGGUCCCGGCAACCCGUUAAACCCAAACAAACGACCCGGCGCACACAGCGGCCUAGGCCUAACCCGACCACUGCUCGUCUCGCGAAAAACCAACAACCACGGCGUGGGCAAGAAGACAACCAAAGACCCGACGAACCAGUGGUGGUUGCGCGGGUUCGAAGACGCGCUGAAGGGCGUCGGGAAUGACAGUUUCGAGGCGACCUCUGCGCGCGAGAACAAUGCGCUGACGAGCGAGCUUUAUCGGCAUUUUGUGAGGGGGGAUGGGUUGGCUGGGACGCUUGAGGGGAAGAAAGACGAGAGCGCGUCUACUUCUACCUCUACGUCUACGUCCACCUCCAAGUCAAAGCGCAAGCGGGAAAAUGAGGACGAGGGCGAACGCAAGGCUAAGAAACUGGCCAAGGCUGCGCGGAAGGUGGAGAAGGCGCAGAGGAAGGAGGCGAGGCGUGUGAAGAGGGCUGCGAAGGCGGAGCGGAAGGAGAAGAAGAUUGCUGGGAAGCUUGCGAAGAAGGCUUUAAAGGAGAAGAAGCGGACUGCUUCUGAGGAGGAUUAUCCAACGCCCAGGUCGAUUGAUCAGGAAUCUGAUCUGACUGGGGCGGAGACUACGGGGACGGAUGAGGCUAUUACGCGGUUAGAGGAGAAGGCGGCGAAAAAGGAAAAGAAGGAGAGCAAGAAGACUAAGAGCAUAGGAGAUAAUGUGGGCGCUGAAGACUCGAAAAAGAAGUCUAAAAAGGAGAAGAAGGAUAAGAAGGAAGCUAAGGCUUGA